AUGCCGGCUGCCAUUGCUUCAUCGAGCGCACUGCACAAGCGCAAAGCGCUUCCCGCUGCGGCGAAAGGCAAGGGCAAGGCGCGAGCUGCGCCUGCUCCCCGAGAGGAUGACGAGCGGGCAAGGAAGCGCGCGAGGCUGGCUGUGAAGAAGUCGAACCGACCCCGAGCAGACGCCUCAUCAGCUAGCAGCUCGGAUGCGAACGAGGGGAGCGACGACGAUGAGGAGGACGACCGCGCGGCUAUGUUGGCUGCCCUCGAGGCUCAUCAGAUGAGUCUGCUGGGUGGCGCGCUUCCGUUUGCGAGUACGAGCGGGUCUUCGAAUGGCAGGGCUAAGGAGGUCAAGGAGGCGAAGAGCGUAUGGGAGAUGGAUGAUGCGGAUUUCGAGGACGACGAGGACAGCGAAGACGGUGAGGAUGACGAGGAAGAGGACGGGGUCGAGGAGGAUGAGCGAGGGCAGUCAGCUUCAAAGGCCGCGACAGUCGUUGCGUUCGUCGAGCCUGGUCGAGAACCGUCGACUCUAGCCGCCACACCUUCAGCGCCGUUGAGCAAGCGCGAGAUCCGCGACUUCAAGGCUGGCAAAGUCAAGAACCUGCAUGCGAAGCGGUCGAUUGCAGACGAGCACAACGUCAAGUAUGUUGGCGGAGCGGCGGCCCGGAAGAAGGCUGCGCUCGCGGCGGGUGACGCGAAGGGUGCUGCGACAGCGGAGAAGGAAGAGGAAGACCAGGUCGAGGAGAACCACCUCGCGAAACUCGACUCGCACCUUGCCUCGCUCGUCAAGCCGCUCACAUCCGGCACCGGCUCGUCUUCCCUCCCAGAUCUCCUCCGGGAGCUUCCUCUCGAGCCGACAAAAGCUCUCAAGGGCCAUACGCCCUUGCCGAAGAACGCACCUCGUCUCUUGCGCCGCGGGCAGAACGCCGCGAACCUCAAGCGCGCGCAGGCGCGAGACGAGGCUGGUGGGUUCGGCAAGGGCGCGAAGAAGGGGACUGCUGGGCAGGGCAGGGAGGCGCUGUCGCUCAAGGAGAAGCGGAAGGUCGAGGGGAAGGACAAGCGGCAGAGGGGUUUGGGAGGAGCGAUGGGCAAAUGGGGCCGAGGGCAGAUCAGGUUAUCGAAGAAGGAGGUCAUGUCGAUCAACGGCUCGGCGUCGUAG
Messenger RNA from Rhodotorula toruloides NP11, 1146 nucleotides. RefSeq lists its product as uncharacterized. The record is from RefSeq and is a predicted model, not a curated record. The coding region runs from base 1 to 1146 and encodes 381 amino acids. The transcript has 5 exons. NCBI's taxonomy places the organism in Eukaryota, Fungi, Basidiomycota, Microbotryomycetes, Sporidiobolales, Sporidiobolaceae.